Messenger RNA from Zingiber officinale, 1131 nucleotides. RefSeq names its product 50S ribosomal protein L9-like. Bases 160 to 825 code for a protein of 221 amino acids. NCBI's taxonomy places the organism in Eukaryota, Viridiplantae, Streptophyta, Magnoliopsida, Zingiberales, Zingiberaceae. The transcript is spliced from 6 exons. Gene Ontology annotation, molecular function: structural constituent of ribosome. Gene Ontology annotation, biological process: translation. The record is from RefSeq and is a predicted model, not a curated record. Gene Ontology annotation, cellular component: mitochondrion; ribosome.
AAAACCCUAAGCCCUUAUUCAUCGAGCUUCUCCGCUCCCUCUUCUCGGUUCCCCUAUUCAUCGAGCCGUCCCUCCUCUCGGUUUCCUUAUUCAUCGAGCUUUACCGCUCCCUCUUCUUGGUUUCCUCGGGCGACCAUCGCGGCAGCCGAGGCAUCCAACAUGUCGCCCGCUCGCUGUUGUGGAGUUGCUGGGUUUCGCCACCUUCUAGGCUCGCAGUCAUCGUCCUCGGCUAAUAUCACCAACCCAUUCUUGUUUUCCGCCCAAGGAGUUCGGCACAGAAAGCUUGAGGUGAUCCUCACCACGACGAUCGACAAGUUGGGGAAAGCUGGGGAUACGGUGAAGGUGGCGCCAGGGCAUUUCCGCAACCACCUGAUGCCUAAGCUGCUCGCCGUCCCGAACAUAGAGAAGUAUGCUUUCCUCAUGCGGGAGCAACGCAAGCUUUACCAACGGGAUGAAGUGGAAUUGGCAAAAGAAGCUCCAAUCACUCAGCAAGUCAAAGAACAAGAGGAAACAUCAGAUAACAAGGCAAAGCAAGAAAAAUGGAAGGAAUAUCAGGCAGCGGCAAGGCGUCUUGAUAAUUCUCGCCUUACCUUUUGGAGAUACAUCAAAGUUGACAAUGAGAUCCGAACACCUGUAACCAAGGAUGAAAUUGUAGCUGAGGUUGCGAGGCAACUUUCUGUGAACAUCCAUCCAGACAACCUACACCUACCAUCCCCACUCUCAUCCCUAGGUGAGCACGAAGUGCCCCUACGCCUUCCCAGGGAAAUCCCCCGCCCAGAAGGAAGGCUUCAAUGGACUUUAAAUAUAAAGGUUCGCCGGAAAUGAUUCCUCUUUGUGGCCGCCUUAAACAGAUGAUUAUUAAGAAAAUUCUCUAACUUAUUGCAGAACAACCAUGAGCCUUGCAAAUAUUUCAUAAAUUUUGCAAUUUUCAGUGUUUUAUUUAACUCUAAGUGGGGCAAUUUUUCAUUCAAUUGUGAUUUAUGUUUUAUCCAAGAGAGCAUCCUUAAAGAUGUCAACCAAUGGAAUUUGCCUUAGAUCUGCUCCUGAGGCCAGCAGACUUGGCAUCAUAUUAUGAAUAUUGUAGAAUUUUAAAUACUGCAGCAUACCGAACUUGCACUUGGAUUUUGAGGA